AAGAGGGCCACUCUCUCUCUCUCACUCUCUCUCCUCAGCAAACAGGGACUCCAGCUGCCAUGGCCCUUCGGCGCCUACCCAAUCCGUUCGCCACGACCGCGCUCCGCCUCAUCAUCGUCUUCUUCUUCUGCCUCGCCAACCCGCGACGAGCGAGCUCGGAGCAGCAGCUCUCGAACGCCACCGUCGUCCCGAGAGGCCGGAAGCAAUCCGGCGGGUGCAAUCUGUUCCGAGGCCAAUGGGUGGCGGACGCUUCCUACCCUCUCUACGCGCCCUCGUCGUGUCCCUUCGUCGACCCCGAGUUCGACUGCCAGAAGUACGGCCGGCCUGACAAGCUGUACCUCAAGUACGCUUGGAGGCCCGACUCCUGCAAUGUCCCCAGGUUUGACGGAGGGGAGUUGCUGCGGAGGUGGAUGGGGAAGAAGAUAAUGUUUGUGGGGGACUCGCUGAGCCUGAACAUGUGGGAAUCCUUGUCGUGUAUGAUCCAUGCGUCGGUGCCCAAUGCCAAGACCAGCUUCGUCAGGAAAGAAUCGCUCUCCGCCCUCACUUUCCCGGACUAUGGAGUGAGCAUUUUUCUGUAUCGCACGCCCUACCUGGUGGACAUAGUGCGAGAGAAGGUCGGGCGAGUUCUCAAGCUCGAUUCCAUCGAGGGAGGAAGAUCGUGGAAAGGGAUGGACGUGUUGAUCUUUAACUCGUGGCACUGGUGGACUCACACCGGAAAAUCUCAGCCGUGGGACUACAUGCAAGAUGGGGAUGCAGUGGUUAAAGAUAUGGACCGUCUAAGUGCAUAUUACAAGGGGCUGAGCACAUGGGCCAAAUGGGUUGAUCUCAAUGUUGAUUCUUCACAGACCAAAGUCUUCUUCCAGGGGAUCUCUCCUACUCAUUAUCGGGGCAAGGACUGGAACUCACCAAAGAAGAACUGUAUGGGAGAACAAGCGCCCCUAUCUGGCUCAACAUAUCCAACUGGUGCUCCUCCAGCCACCUCUGUGCUGAACAAAGUAUUGAAUAGUAUGAAGACUCCGGUGUAUUUGUUGGACAUAACUACACUGUCGCAGUUGAGGAAGGAUGCGCACCCCUCUGCCUACAGCGGCGACCACUCCGGCACCGAUUGCAGCCACUGGUGCCUUCCCGGUUUGCCCGAUACCUGGAAUCAGCUCCUAUAUGCAGCUAUAGUGAUGUGAAAAUAUCGGCAUUCAUCAUAGUUGUACUUUCGAUAUUGAUUGAAGGCCAAAAAACUUGGACCUCCAUUAGUGGAUAACAAGGGUAAAAUAGAUCAACUGCAAAGAAUGCGACACAUGGUUUAUACUUGCUCUACCUAAUCUGGAGCAAUAUUUCAAAAGUGAAAACAGAUAGUACUUGAGGAAAGGUGAUGUUUUAGCAGAUUUAUUUCAAAAUUAGUUGUACACGGGAGGGGAAGCAAUAAAACAUAAUAAUACCCUAUUGCUUU
Messenger RNA from Rhodamnia argentea, 1444 nucleotides. Its product is annotated as protein trichome birefringence-like 38. The record is from RefSeq and is a predicted model, not a curated record. The transcript is spliced from 5 exons. Lineage: Eukaryota; Viridiplantae; Streptophyta; Magnoliopsida; Myrtales; Myrtaceae. Gene Ontology annotation, molecular function: O-acetyltransferase activity. Bases 60 to 1178 code for a protein of 372 amino acids. Gene Ontology annotation, cellular component: Golgi apparatus.